CCAAUCGGUGUGUUUUGGGAUAUCGAGAACUGUCCAGUGCCAAGCAACUAUUCCUCCCUAUUAUUUGUCAAUGAAAUAAGAAACAGGUUUUUCAACGAGCACGUUGAGGCCGAGUUCAUUGCGGUAUGCGACACUGAGAAGCAAAACAAAUAUGUGACAGUGGUGCAUGUCUGUGCACUGAGCAAGAAUUCUGCAGACGACAAAUUAAAACAUUCAAUGAGGAAGUUUGCCGCAUUUCAUUCAUCACCCAGCACAGUAAUUCUUAUAUCGAGUGAUGUAAACUUCUCGCCUGAAAUAAGCGACCUCAGGUACAUACACAAGUUUGAGACCAUUGUGAUACACAAUGAAAUGCCUUCAAAAGCGCUG
This is a messenger RNA of Helobdella robusta, 366 nucleotides long. RefSeq lists its product as hypothetical. The record is from RefSeq and is a predicted model, not a curated record. Gene Ontology annotation, molecular function: RNA nuclease activity; CCR4-NOT complex binding; mRNA base-pairing post-transcriptional repressor activity. The annotation marks the transcript as partial. The transcript has 3 exons. Gene Ontology annotation, cellular component: peroxisome; cytoplasm. NCBI's taxonomy places the organism in Eukaryota, Metazoa, Annelida, Clitellata, Rhynchobdellida, Glossiphoniidae. Gene Ontology annotation, biological process: post-transcriptional gene silencing.